UGCAUCUUUUUCAAAUUAUUUUUUUGAAAAAACUUGAAAAAUUUCAUCAUUUUAGAAGUUUUACGUAAUUUGAAAAUGUUUCGAAUGUAAAAAUCAACUAUUUAUCAUGUCAAUUGGUGCCAAAUUGUAUAAAAAUGCAACUGCGAUUGUUUCAAGUAGUGAUUUAUAUUGUUCUAUUCUGUUUUCUUUGCCCUUCGGUGAAUGGUUCUGAUCCAGACUCCGGCGGUUCAAAUGAUAUUUUCGAUUCUUUGAGGUAUUUCGCUUCUCAAUUCACCAGACUACUUGGCCAUUUCGGAGAAGUGCUCAGUGCAUCUGUAGAAGAAGACUGCGAGUUCAAAUGUCCCAAUGGGGUUAAACCGAGACCCAACAUUUAUCACGAUCCGAUUGGCAAUGGAUGUGGAGUCGCAGGUUUUCAGAUUCCUAGCUAUGUUCCUACGUAUAAAUUAGAGAAAUGUUGCGACGAUCAUGAUAUUUGUUACGGUACUUGUGGCAAAGAUAAGGAUAAAUGUGAUGAAAAGUUCAAGAAAUGCUUAUAUGGUAUUUGUUCAUCUGUGAAGCAAAUUAUGGAUAGUGAACCUCUGAAUAAAGGCUGCAAAAGCGUAGCGAAAGCUUUCUACAUGGCUGUAGUUGGUGCCGGUUGUAAAUAUUAUUUAGAUGCGCAGAAAGACGCCUGCGUAUGCCACGUAAAUUAUUACGAUGACGAAUUAUAGUGAUAUUAGUACUGUGAUUUUUGGUUCAAUAUAAGUUCUAUU
Messenger RNA from Planococcus citri (citrus mealybug), 752 nucleotides. It is a transcript of the gene GXIVsPLA2, whose product is annotated as GXIVsPLA2. Gene Ontology annotation, molecular function: A2-type glycerophospholipase activity; calcium ion binding. Gene Ontology annotation, cellular component: extracellular region. Bases 135 to 710 code for a protein of 191 amino acids. Lineage: Eukaryota; Metazoa; Arthropoda; Insecta; Hemiptera; Pseudococcidae. The record is from RefSeq and is a predicted model, not a curated record. The transcript has 4 exons. Gene Ontology annotation, biological process: arachidonate secretion; lipid catabolic process; phospholipid metabolic process.